Molecule: messenger RNA, 635 nt
Organism: Somion occarium
Lineage: Eukaryota; Fungi; Basidiomycota; Agaricomycetes; Polyporales; Cerrenaceae
Source: the annotation of a GenBank genome assembly
AUUACUUACUCGAACUUGCAACCCGCGUCGGUAGUUCCGACUUCCAUUCCACCCCCUACAAACUCUUCACCACCAUGGACUCCCUAAUACCAUUCACAACUUCGGGAUCACUAGUAGAUUGCGUGGACAGGAAGAUGCUCGUGGUCCUGAGGGAUGGACGGAAACUUCAAGGCGUGCUUCGUUCCUACGAUCAAUUUGCCAAUUUGGUAUUGGAAGACACCGUUGAGCGUAUAUACCACCAAGAUGUGUUCGCAGAGCUGAAGCGCGGACUCUUUCUCAUUCGUGGCGAGAACGUGGUUCUUCUGGGCGAGAUAGACCUCGACCAGGAAGAUGAUGUACCACUGCGACAAGUUGAUUGGGCAGUCCUCGAGCCGUACCACAGACAGGAGAUCAUUGACAAGAAACACCGUGACGAGGCGAAGGCACAAAUCCUUUAUGAACGGAAGGGCUUUUGCAAAGAAGGGGGCGAGGGAGAUGGUUACUGAUGCUUUUCGGUCCUCUUUAUUUCUCUUUUCUCAUCCACACCAACUGCUGCGCGGAUUGGCAGAUUCAUUACGCCAAGCAGCAUGUCAUGUCAUGUAUUCACAAGAGCUCCGCUGGGGCAGACAUAAUCGCAUUACCCAAGUUGUACUAGU